Messenger RNA from Bipolaris sorokiniana ND90Pr, 460 nucleotides. RefSeq lists its product as uncharacterized. The record is from RefSeq and is a predicted model, not a curated record. The annotation marks the transcript as partial. Lineage: Eukaryota; Fungi; Ascomycota; Dothideomycetes; Pleosporales; Pleosporaceae. The transcript has 2 exons.
AUACCCAAGGUCCAAAAGCCCUAUACUCCUCAUACCCAGACUUUAACUAAACAGAAACGUGCUCAUACUGCGCAAGCGGAAGAGAAGAGUCUUAAAAUAGAUUUUCGUUAUAAGCGUUAUAAGGAGAAGAAGCUUUAUUACUUCGUUAAAACGUCCUCCGGCCGUUAUACUAGGUGCAUCUCAGUUAGUGCUAAGUGUAGUUUGUUUAUUUCUAAAAAAGAGUAGGAAGAAGUGCAGGCUAAGCAGGAGCGCAAGGAAUUAGAGGCUCUAGCUGCUGCUAAGGCGUCUCGCCUGCGCCGUGAACUUCUAGAGGUAAAGAAUAGAAAGCGUACCUUUACGCGUCGUAAUCUUGCGAUAAUUACUAUCUAAGAUCGUGCGAAGGAGCAGGCCGAGGGGAGCUUAGCCCCUAGUGGUACGGGCCUUCCUGUUGUCGAACUAUCGCUAUCCGGACCGUUAACUA